Messenger RNA from Peromyscus californicus insignis, 927 nucleotides. RefSeq names its product olfactory receptor 8K5-like. Gene Ontology annotation, cellular component: membrane. Gene Ontology annotation, biological process: sensory perception of smell; G protein-coupled receptor signaling pathway. Bases 1 to 927 code for a protein of 308 amino acids. NCBI's taxonomy places the organism in Eukaryota, Metazoa, Chordata, Mammalia, Rodentia, Cricetidae. Gene Ontology annotation, molecular function: olfactory receptor activity; G protein-coupled receptor activity; odorant binding. The transcript has a single exon. The record is from RefSeq and is a predicted model, not a curated record.
AUGGGCCAACAAAAUGCAACAAUGCCUACUGAGUUCAUCUUAAUGGGAGUCACACAGAGUGCUGAGUUGAAACUCCCUCUGUUUGCAGUCUUCCUCACCAUCUACGCAAUCACCGUGGUGGGAAACCUGGGCAUGAUCAUUUUGACCAAGGUCGACUCUCACCUACACACCCCGAUGUACUUUUUUAUCAGACACCUGGCUUUCAUUGAUCUUGGAAAUUCCACUGCCAUCUGCCCCAAGAUGCUGGUGAAUUUUGUUGUGGAUCAAAAUACCAUCACCUAUUAUGCUUGUGCCACACAGAUGGCAUGCUUCAUUAUGUUCAUUGUCAGCGAACUUUCAAUCUUGUCUUCCAUGGCCUAUGACCGCUAUGUGGCCAUCUGCAACCCUCUGCUCUACAGUGCAAUCAUGUCUCAGAGACGCUGCCACACACUUGUUGCCAUUCCAUACCUCUACAGCACCUUCCAGGCUCUGCUGUUCCCUAUUAAGUAUUUCACUUUGACUUUCUGUGGCACUAAUGUCAUCAGCCAUUUCUAUUGUGAUGUUGUCCCCUUGCUACCUUUGAUCUGUUCACAAGUCCAAGAGACAGAAUUGUUGACUAUAUUGUUUUCAGCCUUUAAUUUAAUCUCUUCUCUUUUUGUCGUUCUUUUGUCCUACAUACUGAUUUUGUUAACAAUAUUCCGAAUGCGUUCUGCAGAAGGUAGAAAAAAGGCUUUCUCCACAUGUGGUUCCCAUCUGACAGUGGUGGUGGUGUUCUAUGGGUCUCUAAUCUUCAUGUAUGUGCAGCCUAAAUCAACUCACUCAUUUGAAACUGACAAAAUGGCUUCUGUGUUCUAUACUUUAGUGAUCCCCAUGCUUAACCCCUUGAUUUACAGUUUAAGGAACAAAGAGGUAAAAAAUGCUUUUCAUAGAGUCUUUAAGAAUCUAUAA